Messenger RNA from Rosa rugosa (rugosa rose), 678 nucleotides. RefSeq lists its product as uncharacterized. Gene Ontology annotation, biological process: intracellular protein transport. Bases 1 to 678 code for a protein of 225 amino acids. Gene Ontology annotation, cellular component: endosome. The record is from RefSeq and is a predicted model, not a curated record. NCBI's taxonomy places the organism in Eukaryota, Viridiplantae, Streptophyta, Magnoliopsida, Rosales, Rosaceae. The transcript is spliced from 9 exons.
AUGAGCUCGGUUCUUUUGCGAAAGGCUAGGAACCAGUAUACUUGGAAAGGGUUUGGGGCAAUCCCUAAUGCUUUGCAGGAGCUAAAGGAAGAGGGUCUGAAAGAGAACUUCAAUACUUUCCACGGCAAUUUCCAGGGCAAUGAUGAUCCAAAAUGUUCGCAGGAACCCCAGUGUCAAUCUCAAAUCUUCAGGAAACUCGAAAAAUGCAGGAACAAAAUUGUUGAGCUUAGACCUGCCGGAAAGAUUGCUUCAGGCAUAACCGAGAUACCGUUUUCUAUGCAUAUCAGGCAACCAAAAGAAGAUAACCUCGAAAAGUUCUAUGAGACGUUCCAUGGAGGAAAUAUUAACAUUCAGUAUUUAGUGACUGUAGAUAUAUCGAGAGGAUACCUGUAUAAGUCGUUAUCUACAACAAUGGAGUUCAUAGUUGAAAGUGAUAAAGGUGGAUUUCGAAUCAUUGGAAAAAUGGCCACUCAAUGUUCUUUAUCGGAUCCUGUUAGUGGUGAACUAACAGUAGAAGCAUCUGCAGUUCCAAUUUCUUCCAUUGAUAUACACUUGCUUCGUGUAGAGUCAAUCCUUCUAGGGGAGAAAAUUGUGACUGAGAAGUCUGUGGUUCAGACUACACAGGUAUGUACCCUUUCUUAUCUUCUCAACAUAUAUAACUCAAUUUACUUGUCAUAA